This is a messenger RNA of Megalobrama amblycephala (Wuchang bream), 2313 nucleotides long. It is a transcript of the gene rubcnl, whose product is annotated as rubicon like autophagy enhancer. Gene Ontology annotation, biological process: autophagosome-endosome fusion; autophagosome maturation; autophagosome-lysosome fusion. Bases 217 to 2067 code for a protein of 616 amino acids. NCBI's taxonomy places the organism in Eukaryota, Metazoa, Chordata, Actinopteri, Cypriniformes, Xenocyprididae. Gene Ontology annotation, cellular component: autophagosome membrane; intracellular membrane-bounded organelle. The transcript has 12 exons. The record is from RefSeq and is a predicted model, not a curated record. Gene Ontology annotation, molecular function: phosphatidylinositol phosphate binding.
AUUUUAAAAAAACCAGCAAAGUAUUAGUCAAAAACAUAUUAAAAUCAGGUUAUGAUGUUAGAUUAGUCAUCUAAUCAAGUAAGUUAGACACUGUUCUGCUUUUUUAAGGAAAUAGUACACUGUAUUUACAGAUCAAGGAAGUGAAACUGCCGGAGACUAAUCAGAUCAUAUCAUAAACGAAAGCAACAACUUUUCUCUUAGUUUCUCGAACAAAAUAUGGCAAAUGCUGGUAGUAGCAGCAGUAUCAUCAGACAGCAGCACUUUGUUAACUGGUUAGUGAAUUCUGAAUUAAAUGAGAAUCAUUCUGACAGCACUGAUGAUGAUGAUAUUGAUGAAAGUGGACUGAAGGUGUGCGAAUGUAACACUCCAGUCAGUGAAUGGGAUUCAGACCUGCUCGACUCUGAGGAACAGUACCAUCUACCCCGGAGCAGCCCUGUCAUAUCCCGCAAGAGACAUAACACAGAGACAGAAAAACAGUCUGAUCGGUCUUUGACACCUCCAAUAUGGGAAUUAUCCAUCUCUCCAGUGAUGAAAUCCAACUAUUCAAGUGCACAUAGAAUUAGUCCCUCAGACAAAGACAGAAAUAUUGAUCACUGUGAUUCACCCAAGGGCUCUUCAGGACGGACAGAGCUCCUCACAGGUAAUCGUGGCAGAGGAAUUUCACACAUCUCUCAGGACACUAAGCUUCACAGCCAGUCUUUAGUUUCUAGAAGGUUACAUGAGGGUUUCCAGUCAAAGACUAAAAAAAGAGCCUGCUCUGACAUCCCACCAGCAUGUGCUCAGAGGAGCUCAGACCGAGUUAAGAAACGUGGAUCAUGUGUUGAUGUACACAGCACUGAAGACAUCUACAGUUUGGACCAGGAAAAUGCUCAUUUUGUAGUUGUGGAUAUGGUACUAGAAGUUCUGGAGGCGGUGAAAUGGGUUGUGUGUCUGCAGCAGUUAAAAAACACACAUCCUCAUCAAGACAGAUGUGAAACACACAAUACUUCAAAAGCAGAUUUAAUCUCUUCAUUUGACAGCGGGUUUGAGGAUGACAGCGCCCCCCAGCUAUCUUCAAACAGAUACUCCCUGGCUUCAUUUCAGAGUUGUCUCCAGAGCUCCAGAAUGCAGUGUUCUGCUGAAGAUCUAGCCUAUCAUUUGGUGUCAGAGUUCAGGAAGCAGUGGUUCCCCUCUGAGCUACUGCAAAACCCUGUCAACCUCAACUCUGCUCUGCAGGAAGUCGCUUUCCCUAUUAUGGCAGAGGACAGAAUCAGUAUAACUGAAGAGAUCAUGCAGAAGACCAGAAUGAGAGGAGCAUUAACCUGGGCUCCACCCAAAUUUCAAAUCAUCUUCUGUGUCCAGCCAACACACAGACGCAGUGAUGUCAUCACUUCCCAGCACUUCCUGUGUGCCGGUUGUGGUACUGAAGUCGAGCCCAGGUAUAUAAAGAAACUGCGGUAUUGUGACUACCUGGGUAGAUACUUUUGUGAUUGCUGCCACGGUGGUUUGGAAUCAGUGAUUCCAGGUCGGGUUCUGAAUAACUGGGAUUUUGCACGGUAUCCGGUCUGCCAUUUUUCCAGACAGUUACUGGACUCUAUAUGGCAGCAACCACUGUUCAAACUUACAGGUGUGGCCAAAAACCUGUACAGCCAGGCCAAAGAGCUACAGCGUUUCAGAGAACUACAGGAGCAACUAAUAUCCAUCAAAAAGCUUCUGAGUACAUGCAGACUAUCAGCUGGAGUCCUUGAUGAGUUUAAACAACUUCCUGCUCACCUGAUGCAGGAACUCCACCUCUUUUCCCUAGAAGACCUCAUCAGGGUGAAAAAGGGUCAGCUCUGUACCAUUGCAAAAGCCUUGCAGCAGUCUGCAGUUGCUCACAUAGAUCUUUGUGAGCUGUGUCAGGCCAAAGGUUUUAUCUGUGAGUUCUGUCAUGGGAAGGAAGUGCUUUUCCCUUUUCAGAGAGACACCUGCACCCGCUGCCAAGAUUGCAGAGCCUGUUUCCACAUCUCGUGUUUCCGUGAUGAAUCGUGUCCCAAAUGUGCCAGACUCCAGAAACGAAAGAAACUCCAGGAAGACAUCAGUUUAUGAAAUCUACUUCUUGCUGCAUUUUUAAUCUGCAUGCAAACGUCCAGGUCUUCAGAGUUUUUGAACUGUUCAUUUAGGCCUACUUGAUAUACUACUGACAUAUGUAAUUGUGUAAAGCACAGAUGAAUGGCCUUUUCAUAUUUAUAAUAUGUGCCGUUGAUGUUUUACAUACAGGUGCUGGUCAUAUAAUUAGAAUAUCAUCAAAAAGUUUAUUUAUUUCACUAAUUCCAUUCAAAAAGUGAAACUUGU